AUGGCCGAGCUGUGGGACCAGGGCUACCUGCCGAACUUCGUGGGCGCAUCGGUGCUGGGCGCGCUGCCAUUCGCGGGCAGGGCCCUGCGGUUCGCGGGCUACACGCCCGCGACGCGCGAGUCGAUUCGCCGCUGCCUCGACAGGCCGUACCCUCGCAACGUCACCGCCGCGGGCAUGCGCAAGGGAUUUGCCGCGCUGGCGGCGGAGAAGGAGGCGAUGCUGGUGCCCGGGUACAUGUUCGGGACCAGCCAGUUGUACACAGUGGCGGGGGGGUGGCUGGGUGACCUCUUCGAGCAGCUGAGCAGGCGCCUGAGGAUGUCCAUCACCCUCUUCCACGGCAGGUGGGGCACGCUGCUGCCCCACCCGCACCCGCUGGCCUGCGCCCUCGGCGAGCCCGUCGACACCCGCGAGGUUCGGGACGCCGGGGACGCCCACGCGCUCUGGUGCGCCCGCCUGCGAGCCGCCUACGAGGAGCACCGCGGGGACUUUGGGUGGGCGGGGCGCCCGCUGUUCUUCGAGGGCGAGGACGCGUUGCCUCCACCGCCGAGGGACCCGCUGGAGUCGUACACGGCCCUGCCUCGCCUGAGCAAGCUUUGA
Prorocentrum cordatum is the source of this 597-nucleotide messenger RNA. The record is from the annotation of a GenBank genome assembly. Lineage: Eukaryota; Dinophyceae; Prorocentrales; Prorocentraceae.